This is a messenger RNA of Carya illinoinensis, 4659 nucleotides long. Its product is annotated as phospholipid-transporting ATPase 1. Lineage: Eukaryota; Viridiplantae; Streptophyta; Magnoliopsida; Fagales; Juglandaceae. The transcript has 7 exons. Gene Ontology annotation, molecular function: ATP hydrolysis activity; ATPase-coupled intramembrane lipid carrier activity; magnesium ion binding. Gene Ontology annotation, biological process: phospholipid translocation. The record is from RefSeq and is a predicted model, not a curated record. The coding region runs from base 750 to 4415 and encodes 1221 amino acids. Gene Ontology annotation, cellular component: plasma membrane.
CCCCCACCAGUCCUUCUAGAGAGGGCAAGUUUUCUCUCGCUCUGAAUUUUUUUUUUUUCUCUGAAUUUAUUUCUUCCUUCGAAAGAUUACUUUUUUUUUUUCCUUAUGCUCACACAUACAGAAUUUCGAUUUCUCUUUUUAUAUGAUUUUGAUGCGUUCUUUGUCGGCACCCGAAGACGACUUCUUUUCCACUUUCUUUGCAAUCGCCGCCCUCUCCCUCCCUCCAUCUCCCUCUCUCUUUCUAACAAUGCCUUUGACCUUUUACAAUUCUUCUUCUUGUCCAUCAAAAACACGCUUCGUUAGAUAUUAUUGUGGCACCAGGAAACGGUGUCUUUCAGCUCAAAGCCCCUUUCUCCUCUUCUCCUGCAUUACUCUCUCUGUCCCUCCUAUUAACAUUUCCUGGUGUAAGAGCAAAUAAGUUCUGACAGCCUUAUUUAGCGCAAAGCAAAGGUUCUCUCUUACUCUCGAUUCCUGUUUGUACAGUUGAUAUCUAGCAUCUUCAGCUAAAUAUCUAACUAGGUCCGUCUUUUCCUAUUCGUUUCUCGUACAUAACACGACUGCUUUAGGUCCUGGGUUUGCUGCUUGUCUUAAAUUUCUGCAGUUGUUGUAAACUUUCGUGGCAAUUGGUCCAAUCACCUCCAGCUAUUUACUUAUCGAAAAAAAAAAAAAAAAAAAAAACCUUUCGGGUAUUUCAUGAGUUUGGUGAUUGUUAACUCUGUGCUGUUCAAGAGGCCUCUAAUCGUCAGAUCAUGCCCUCUGAGCGUCCCCUUUUGAUCCCAUCUCCGAGAAUUCCAAAUUCCCGAGACAUAUAUACUGCACCCGUCUUGUUAGAUCUAGCUAAACCAAACUCUGGCCGCCCCGGAUUUUUUUCCGAUAUGGAAUCGAAAAACCCAUUUGAGAGUUCCUCUAAUGUGGAACCCAAUUUCAAUUCCUCAUCCCAACGAAGUGUUUUUUCCAUUCAGUCCAGUUCGGCCGGGAAUUCCAUCGGGGACGUGAAUUUUGGUGAUUUGGGGUCGAAGCCCGUGAGAUAUGGGUCCAGAGGGGCUGAUUCCGAGCGGCUUAGCAUGUCCCAGAAGGAAAUCAGUGAUGAGGAUGCGAGGUUGAUUUAUAUUAAUGAUCCUGCGAAGACAAAUGAGAGGUAUGAGUUUGCGGGAAACUCUAUAAGAACUGCAAAGUACUCGAUUAUUACAUUUUUGCCAAGAAAUUUGUUUGAACAAUUUCAUAGAGUCGCAUACAUAUAUUUUCUUGUGAUUGCUGUGCUGAAUCAGCUCCCACAGCUGGCCGUUUUUGGCCGGGGAGUUUCAGUUUUGCCGUUAUCCUUUGUGCUAGUAGUUACAGCUGUGAAGGAUGCAUAUGAGGACUAUAGGCGGCACCGGUCAGACCGAAUUGAGAACAACAUGUUGGCAUCAAUUUUGGUUAAUGAUCAGUUCCAACCAAAAAAAUGGAAGGACCUCCGAGUUGGUGAAAUCAUCAGAAUUCAAGCAAAUGAAACACUUCCUUGCGAUAUGGUGCUGCUCUCGACUAGCGACCCAACUGGGGUCGCAUAUGUGCAGACGAUUAAUUUGGAUGGGGAGUCAAAUUUGAAAACUCGCUAUGCGAAACAAGAGACCCUCUUGAAGAUGCCUGAUGAAGGAAAAGUUAGUGGGUUGAUCAGGUGUGAAAAACCAAAUAGGAAUAUCUAUGGCUUUCAUGCAAACAUGGAAAUUGAUGGAAAAAAGCUGUCACUUGGACCCUCCAAUAUUGUCCUUCGAGGCUGUCAGCUGAAGAAUACUAAUUGGGCAAUUGGGGUUAUAGUGUAUGCUGGUCGUGACACCAAAGCUAUGCUCAACAACUCAGGAGCUCCAUCUAAGAGGAGUCGGCUUGAGACCCAUAUGAACUCCGAGAUCAUCAUACUUUCUAUGUUUCUUGUUGCUCUGUGCGUGGUUGUUUCUGUCUGUGCCCUCAUUUGGUUGCUGAACCACAGGAAAGAGUUGGAUUACUUGCCUUAUUACAGAAAACAAGACUUCUCCAAGGCAGGAGCGAAAGACUAUAACUAUUAUGGGUGGGGAAUGGAGACACUUUUCGCAUUCCUCAUGUCAGUUAUUGUUUUCCAGAUCAUGAUCCCCAUUUCUCUGUACAUUUCCAUGGAGCUUGUCCGGGUUGGUCAGGCUUACUUCAUGAUCCGAGAUACCCAAAUGUAUGAUGAGGCAUCACAUUCGAGAUUUCAGUGCAGAGCAUUGAAUAUAAACGAAGAUUUAGGGCAAGUAAAGUAUGUAUUCUCUGAUAAAACUGGCACACUUACGGAGAACAAGAUGGAAUUCCAAUGUGCAAGUAUAUGGGGAGAAGAUUAUAGUGGUGGGAAUUCAAAAAUUGAGCAAGGAGGAUACUCUGUUCAAGUGGAGGGAAAAGUUCUAAGGCCAAAAAUGAAGGUAAAGACUGACCUGGAGCUUUUACAAAUAUCAAAAUGCGGAAAUGGCACAAAGGAAGGCAAACAUGUCGGUGAUUUCUUCCUUGCGUUGGCAGCUUGCAAUACAAUCGUGCCUCUGGUUGUCGACACAUCUGAUCCCACUGUGAAGAUAAUAGAUUACCAAGGGGAGUCUCCAGAUGAACAAGCAUUGGUGUAUGCUGCUGCCACCUAUGGUUUUAUGCUUAUGGAGCGAACCUCUGGCCAUAUAGUUAUUGAUAUUCAAGGAGAGAGGCAAAGGUUCGAUGUAUUGGGUUUGCAUGAGUUUGAUAGUGACCGAAAGAGGAUGUCAGUAAUAUUGGGGUGCCCUGACAAGACUGUGAGAGUCUUUGUAAAAGGUGCUGACACAACCAUGUUCAGUGUGGUGGAUAAAUCUUCGAACGCGAGCAUAAUACGGGCAACUGAAGCCCAUCUUCAAACUUAUUCCUCACUGGGUUUGAGAACCCUUGUUGUUGGGAUGCGGGAACUGUGCGCUUCAGAAUUUGAACAAUGGCACUCUUCCUUUGAGGCUGCAAGCACUGCUUUAAUUGGUAGGGCGGCUCUGCUUCGAAAGGUUGCUAGCAGUGUUGAAAACAAUCUCUGCAUAUUAGGUGCCUCUGGUAUUGAAGAUAAAUUGCAACAAGGGGUGCCAGAAGCUAUAGAAUCUCUGAGAACCUCAGGUAUCAAAGUAUGGGUUUUAACAGGGGACAAGCAAGAAACUGCCAUAUCAAUUGGCUACUCCUCUAAGCUCCUGACGAGCAAGAUGACCCAGAUAAUAAUUAAUAGCAAUUCUAAAGAGUCAUGUAGAAGGAGUUUGGAAGAUGCCAUUGUCAUGUCUAAGAAGCUUGUGACCAUUGCUGGGGUUGUAGGCAAUGUUGGAGGAAGUUCUGAAGCUGGUUCAACUCCAGUGGCCUUGAUUAUUGACGGUACCAGCCUUGUUUAUGUUCUUGACAGUGAACUCGAAGAACAGCUCUUCCAAUUGGCCAGUAGAUGUUCUGUGGUACUAUGUUGUCGAGUGGCUCCAUUUCAAAAAGCUGGAAUUGUUGACCUCGUAAAGAACAGGACCUCUGACAUGACACUUGCCAUUGGGGAUGGUGCCAAUGACGUUUCAAUGAUCCAAAUGGCUGAUGUUGGAGUUGGAAUCAGUGGCCAAGAGGGUCGGCAAGCAGUAAUGGCAUCAGAUUUUGCAAUGGGACAGUUUAGAUUCUUAGUUCCCCUUAUAUUGGUCCAUGGGCAUUGGAAUUACCAGCGGAUGGCCUACAUGAUAUUAUACAAUUUUUACAGGAAUGCUGUGAUGGUUUUGGUUUUAUUUUGGUAUGUGCUCUUCACUUCUUUCACUUUGACAACUGCAAUCAAUGAAUGGAGCAGCAUGUUGUAUUCUGUAGUCUAUACUUCCGUGCCUACAAUUGUUGUUGGGAUUCUUGACAAGGAUCUAAGUAGGAGGACUCUUCUACAGUAUCCACAGCUUUAUGGGGCUGGUUACAGACAAGAGUGCUACAAUGCAAAGUUGUUUUGGCUAACAAUGUUAGACACAUUGUGGCAAAGUGCAGCUGUCUUCUUUAUCCCUCUCUUUGCGUAUUGGUGCAGUGGCAUUGAUAUAUCAAGUCUAGGAGAUCUUUGGAUACUUGGAGUGGUUAUUUUGGUCAAUGUAAACUUGGCCAUGGACGUCAUCAGGUGGACUUGGAUUACUCAUGCAGCCAUUUGGGGAUCUAUAAUUGCGACUUUCAUUUGUGUUGUCAUCAUUGAUGCUAUACCCUCAUUGAUUGGCUACUGGGCAAUCUUUCAUGUUGCAAGCUCCGUGACAUUUUGGUUAUGCUUGCUUGCAAUCGUUAUAGCAGGCCUAAUUCCCCGUUUUGCUGUAAAGUAUCUUUAUCAAUACUAUAAACCUAGCGAUAUUCAGAUUGCGAGGGAAGCUGAGAAGUUUGGAAAUCUGAGAGAGCUUGGAGCUGUACAAAUAGAAAUGAAUCCUAUCCUGGAACCUCCCCGGAGAUAACGAGGUGAUUUUGUCCCAGUUUGCAUCUCCUUUUUCUUUUGUAAAGUAUCUUAUUCUUUAGGCUGAUUCGGGGUAUCUCUCUCGGUUGCCUGGUUUUGAUUAUUGCUAUCCAAAGGGUAGAGAUUUUCUGAUAUUGUAUUUUGUUUGUUGUAUUCAUCAAGUUAAUCAAUGUACAUUAACCUCGGUUACUACAGAAAAAACAGGCAUUCGUUACACGAAUUUUACCAUGAGAAUUCGAUACCAA